AUGCAGUCCGCUGCUGAAAGUGAUUCAUCAAAACUUGAUCAACAACCUUUCUAUAGAAUUCUUGAAACGCACAUACAUUCCGGGUCUUCAAACCAGCCGACCCCAUCGGUCACUGCCUCAACAAGUACUACCGAGCCCGGCAAUAUCAGUAACUCCAACAAGGCCUCAACACCACUAGAGCCGAACUUUUCUCCAAUACUGCUCAGCUCGGAUUGGUCGACGGAUUCGGAGGAAUAUAAAGUGAUUGAUCAACUUGACCUCACUGCAUCAGUCGAGACUUUAAAUCGGCACAGCGUAACAACCACCGCUUCAGUUGCUAAAUCGCGCGAUACCGUCUCCAGUAAGAUAACGCAACCUACUUUGCCCCCGCUACCAGCAUCUGUUACCCAUCUUUUAUCCGGCACCCCCUCGAAUAUUUCAUCAUCUACGCCAGCCACUGCCACUUCUCACUCGGUUGCCGCUUCUGCUGCAAAUUCUAGCGACAUUACCAACAGCAAAAUUCUGGCUAGUACCCCACCUUUGCCAUCCAGUUUACAACCCAUCUCCUCACCAUCUCAGGUAUUCACCAUGAAACAGCAGAUCCAGCAUCCGGGCUCUCUACAUUCUGGCCAGCAGCAGUCUCAGCGUGGGCUACCUGGAAGACAGCAGCUGCAGCAGCGCAGGAUACAGUUUUCUGGCCAUCAGCUCCCAGCGCAGCUUGAUCUUAUUAAUACUCAGGUCGUGAUUGCAGCGGCCGGUGACAUCACUGCUGCGGCCGUUACCAUCAGUGCGAUGCCGGUCACAUCUGUCACAGCUUCGUCGAACUUGAUGCAGCCUACUUCAGAGAUCGUGACGGAGCGCAGUGUAGUGAGCAAAAAAGUGCAGUCCAAAAAUUCUUAUGAAGAGCCGGAUGAAAUAUACGAAUUCAAUGCCGAUUCGUCCAUUUUCACCAACUUUUCCAUUCAGCAACAACAUUACGGUAUGGAACGCAGUGACUACGGUAGCAAUGCAUCAAGACUGGGUUUCAGAGAACAAAAGCAGAAGCAACAGCUGCAUCAGAUGCACCAAAGCGCAGUGAAACAGACUAAUACAAACCAACAUGUGAAUGGCUCUGUACCACAGCUGAACCAGAGAAUGGGCGUUCCUGCACCGGGAUUCGCACCGCAUCCACCUGGUUCAGCUACAGCUUCAGCAUCUGAGUUACAGUCUGCACAGCACCCCAAUACACUUGCACAGCCGCAGCAACAACAGCAGCACACUACAAAGCACAGUGCACAUUUGGCGCAAAGCACCCCUGCUCAAGAUGAAAUUCGGGAAGAAUUAAAGAGUCGAACUGCAAUACAUCAAGAAGACGCGAAUCUGGCACACAGAACGAUGACCGAAGGAUCAGAAAAAGUGGAGUUGUUAAGUCCUCCGGUAGCAGCAGUUUCGCCAGUACCAGUAGCAGCUCGAGGUGUCUCAUCUUUGCAGCAGCUGCAGCUGGAAGAUGACGACACAUGUGUGUUACCACCAGAUGCAGGACGUUGCUUCGAAUACGUGCCGCGUUGGUUCUAUAAUUCACAAACCGGCAAAUGCGAGCAAUUCUCAUAUGGAUCUUGCGGCGGCAACUCCAACAACUUUCUCGAAAGGCAUGCCUGCGAAGCAAAAUGCGCUCAAGGUACCAUGUUUGUGUGUUGCAAGAAAUAA
Molecule: messenger RNA, 1665 nt
Organism: Gongylonema pulchrum
Lineage: Eukaryota; Metazoa; Nematoda; Chromadorea; Rhabditida; Gongylonematidae
Source: the annotation of a GenBank genome assembly